AUGGAGAAUGGAUUAGACUCUGUCAUCAGAGAAGGCAAAUGUGGACACGCUGGUCAUGUUCUUGUGAAUGAUGGUAAUGCAUACAACAAAGCAACAGGAACCUUUACAGCGCCUUCUGGUGGCGUAUAUGUGUUUACCUGGACAACAUUGACUGAUCCUGGUAAAGCAGCCCACCCAUACCUUAAAGUUAAUGGUACAUAUAAAGGAUUCACUGCAAUUAAUAAUACGCAGACAUCACAAAAUUUUUGGAAUGGCGGUUCCAAUACAAUUGUUGUCCGUCUCAAGAAAGGAGACAAGGUCAUCGUGGCUUCCGGGUAUCUGGCAGCUUAUGCAAGAGGAUCGUAUUCAUCGUUCUCUGGAUGGAAGAUUUAUUGA
Saccostrea cuccullata (small rock oyster) is the source of this 375-nucleotide messenger RNA. RefSeq names its product complement C1q-like protein 4. NCBI's taxonomy places the organism in Eukaryota, Metazoa, Mollusca, Bivalvia, Ostreida, Ostreidae. Gene Ontology annotation, molecular function: protein binding. The transcript has 2 exons. The coding region runs from base 1 to 375 and encodes 124 amino acids. The record is from RefSeq and is a predicted model, not a curated record.